CACGGUUUCUUUGGCUUUGGCGCACAAGAUCAAGCCGAUAGCAUGAAACACUACGGGGAUUUUACCUUUCUCGAGGUGUUAAUAAAAGAAGUAUUCCAAGAAGUGUUUUUGUUUUACAAUAGACAAGUUCGUCAGACACGAAACGACUCUCAUUGUCUACCGGUGUUGCCAGCAGGAACCAUACUGAACGAGCCAGUUACGGAAUUAUUCCACUUAUAACGCAAGUGAACGAUUUAUUUGUGGUGAACCGAUUAAAAAGAUUCGAGUCACUGAAUCGAAAUCCCCACCAUGAGCAGUCAGUGAGAUGUGGGUGGAGCGAGCGCACCAUCAGCCUCCGGACAAGCGAGCAGGGCUCAGCAUCCAAUCAGCGCAAGGCGGAUGUCUUAUAGCUGCUGCGUGCUCUUCACUUUUACUCACUGCAAAGGCGACUGAUCCAGUGAACUAUCAACAAGUAUGGGUUUCCAGACUUGGCAGGAGGGAUGUUAAGUGAAUGGAGCCCUCUUCACAUCCUGCUUCUGCCUUUGGCUUCUAAUUAAAACUUGGCUGUAGAACAUUUUCCUCUCAAAUGUUUAAUUGCCUUUCAGAUGUUGAUGGAGUUGUUUGGAUUUUCUCCAGGACACUUAAAAUGACUUCAAACACCUGAAAAUUAUUAAUCACUACUCCACAUGUGCUCACAGGGCGUUAAUAAGGAAAAACCUCCCGCUGUUGGAAUGACACCGUGACCUGUAAUGUUUAUUCAUUAAUUUUUCAAUAUGACUUGGAUUAACAAUGACUGCCCUUGAACUAUAGAGCAUUCGGAAAGUAAGAAGCUGGACAUGACUUUCCCUGGAGGGGCUCAUGUGUCAAGGAAAGUCUUCAUCCCUCAUGGCUCUCCCCUUAUCUUGAGAUUCGUUUUAGCUGUGAUUUGUUUAAGUGCAAUGGGUUUUGCGUGUCCCAAGAGUUGCCACUGCUCCGAGAGGAACGGCUUGACGGUAGUUCAGUGUUCCUCUCGCAACCUGGAGGAGAUUCCCUCUGACCUUCCUCACGAUACGGUGUCGCUUCUUCUGUCGUCCAAUCACAUCACCAAAAUCCCAAACCAGGCUUUUAAAAACCUUCCCUGGCUCCAAGACCUGGACUUGUCAAGAAACGCCAUCGAAACCGUGGACGCUGGGGCUUUUCAAGGUGUCACGGAGAGCUUGCGGGCGCUCGACCUGUCGCAUAAUCACAUGCAAAGCGUCCCUAAGGAGGCGUUCGCUCGGCUGCAUGCUAAGAUAAGCCUGUCCAACAACCCGUGGCACUGUGAGUGCACCCUUCAGGAGGUGUUGCGUGAACUCAGGCUGGAUCCCGAGACCGUGAACGAGGUGAGCUGUCACACCUCUGUUCAGGAAGAGUACGCCGGCAAACCUGUCAUCCAGGUCUUGGAUUCGGGCAUAAACUUUUGUAACUUCCACCAUAAGACUACUGAUGUGGCCAUGUUCGUCACCAUGUUUGGUUGGUUCACAAUGGUUAUUGCUUAUGUCAUCUAUUACGUACGGCAUAACCAGGAAGAUGCUAGAAGGCAUCUGGAGUACCUCAAGUCCCUGCCAAGUAGCUCCCAAAUUAGUAAGGACUUUGACACAAUCAGCACUGUUCUCUAGCAUCAGUCAAUGCAGUGUAGGAGUGAAUGUGUUUGGCACAUUGAUAAUGGCACAACAGCAAGCCUUAUAUGGGAGAGUGGGGUAAGAUGUGUCAUUAACACAGUUUGUCCUUGAGGAAAGGAGAAACAAGGAAUCAUUGAGAAAGCUGUGUUUGUUUGAACUUAAAAUACAUGUACGAACAUAAAUAAUUUGCUUUGCAAAAACCCAGUUUCAAAGGCUUAUUAAACAAUAUUUAAUUUUGAAAAUAUUUAUUUUAAAGUUUCCCUAUUAUGAAUUUUUGAUAAUGAUCCUUUCAUGCCGUGUGUAAAACAGCUUUAAGUGAAUCAAGACAUGCUGCAAAAUUUUAAAUCUGAAAAUGCACCAUGUAUAAAAUGAUUGUCUCUCAAAAGAAAGAGUUGACUCUGAAUCAUUGAACCGAAUUGUUUUUAAAACGAGUCCCAAACCGUUUCAUAUUGAUGUCAACAUGAAACAUUAGGGAAAACUUGAUUUUCGUCUUCGUCUCAGUGAAAAUACCAAUUCAUUCUUUGCCACUAGGUGUCACUUUUGAAGCAUUAAAAGUUCACAAAUACUGUUUUAAAUUAUGUCUAUCAAAUGACGAAUAAUAAGGUAAAGAAAUAAAUGCAUAUUAUAAGAAAAUGAAAGUGUUUUAUGACCUUGCAUGCCUGUCAACCUGUUGUUUCUCUUCCCAAAACCAAAAUAUUAACCUUUCAUAAUCCAUUAUAGGGGCACUUUAAAUAUUUUUUAAUAAUAGUAUUUUGCACAGAAAUCAAAGCUUACUAAAUGCCAAAUGUGCAUGAAAGGUAUUUUUUUAUUUAUUUGCUCUAACAAUAAAUUAUCUGCUGCAGAAAGUUUGUUUGACAAAACACCACUUUUUUAUAGUUUCAAUAUAGUUUAACUUUUUUUUCUUAUUCAAUAUGCAGCAGCUUAUUGAACUGAAUCCUUUUAAAAUAUUUGGUUAAGUUUGAUCGGUUAUAAAAAUGACAGAUUAGCCACUGACACAUCUUGCCCCACUCUUCCCCUGAGUAUUUGUUUGUGAAUGUUUUUGCGGGCGUUUUUUUUUCGCACAAUGAAAGUGUUGACAAUUGUUCUGUGAUGCAAUUCAGUGUUCCCAUUCACGUACCCUCGGUCGACCUACAUAAGUCUUGCAGUCUCUGCGGUGGCCGCUUUGUGCCUCACGACAGGAAGCUGCAGGAGCUCUGUUUUUUUUUUUUUCUGCAGGUGCUUAUCCCAUUAUUUCUUGAAUUGGUUUUAUUAAUUUGUAUGCUAAUUUAAUGAUGUUUCAGAACAGAGUAUUAAAUGCUGGAUUUAUGGGAUAUUUUUGUUCUUCUUUUAUAGUGCUGACCAAGUAGAGCAAGUACAUAAUCACUGCCAAAAAAAAAGCCCAUCAGUUAAGCUCUGCCUUGAUAACUGGAAACUUGCCCCAUUUUCGGCAGAGUUCUAUUUACUCAAGUGCCUAAUCCUGGUACCUCAGCACCAAUACACUGUGCAUUGGGCAUUAUUUGGUUUGCUAUCUCUAUGUUCUUCUACAAUCACAAGUAAUCUUUUAAUAGUGAGUGUUAAGUAGAAGAGUGUCAUUUUAAAUCUCAAGUGAAAACGUUGGUGUAUUUCUCAGAUUUCUCAGAUUGAUAGGCCAAUUAUGUAUGAUUAGAAUAUUUCAUCAGAUGACAUUCAAAAUGGAUUUUGUCACCCGUAUGUUAGUUUAAAAGGGCUUGCAGGUCAUAUUUCAUGUAGACCAAUGUGUAUUACUGUCCUUAUGUAUCAGUUUUUCAUUGUGACAAGCCUUUCAGCAGUAGUGUGUAUAUCAUAGCAACAUAAGAAAAUAAAAAUGCUAUUAGAAGGA
Puntigrus tetrazona (Sumatra barb) is the source of this 3456-nucleotide messenger RNA. RefSeq names its product leucine rich repeat containing 3 (gene lrrc3). Gene Ontology annotation, cellular component: plasma membrane. Lineage: Eukaryota; Metazoa; Chordata; Actinopteri; Cypriniformes; Cyprinidae. The transcript is spliced from 2 exons. The coding region runs from base 816 to 1616 and encodes 266 amino acids. The record is from RefSeq and is a predicted model, not a curated record. Gene Ontology annotation, molecular function: protein binding.